AUGAGGAAGGCUAAAAAGAGAGCCGGCGUUAGGCCCAAAAGACGUACAGUUAAGGACGAUUAUGACGAGGAGAUUCCAGAGGACGAAGAUAUAGGCGAUUUGCUCCCUAAAAAGCCCAAACAGAGCCGAGAUGCUAAAAAGGAUAGAGAAGGCGGAGAAUUGUGGAAGUACAUUUACGAAAAUGGCCCAAUUGAAGACGAUGAGGAGAUCGAGUCGGCGGACGAAGCUCCAGAGGCCGAAAAGGAAGCAGAUCUGGACAGAUUUCAAGAGAAGGACGUUGAAGACUUUUGCGAUCGGCUAGAAGAUGAUGGAAAUAUGCUCAGCAGUAUCCUGGACCCAAACCAAGUCGAGGAUAUUGAGCCUUCCUUCCAGUGGAUAACUAAAGCGACGGAACCUGAUGAUAGUUACAGCAAGUUGGUCAAUAAGUUCAAGCAGAUUGAAGAAGACGUCCCGGAACUCUUGAAAUCCGAGUCCCAGACAAAGACGAAUAGGAUAGAACGAACUCUGCAUUACGAAUCCGCCAAAAAAGUCGUUACAAGUAAAUGGGCACCCAUUGUUGCAGAUUUAAACCGCCCUGAUAGAAAGAUUCGCUACGGUGAAGACUUGGAUAACACGGAUCCGAGCUGUAACGUGCUCUCUGCUACAUUUCAACCCGAGACAGAUUUUGAACAUGAACUCUCGGCGGCCGUUGAAGGGGAUAAUAAACAGAUGGAGGAGCAUACAGGUGAAAAUUUGAUAGAAGGAAAGGCUUUGGCUAGAGCUAUAUUGGCCAGGGAGCAAAAGAAGAACAAGAGAAUUAAUCGCAUAAAAAGUAAACGGUGGCACAAGAGACAAAAACAACGUGAUUUACAAGUUGCCGCCAAACUCUUGUCAAAGAUUGACGACCCGGAACUUGCAAGUGAUAUUCGCAACAGUUUUGAAAAGAAACGUGCCGAAAGGAGGGUAUUGAGGAAGAAGGAAGCACAGUCUAAAUGGGCAAAACUUGCCCUUCGAUACGGUGGAAAGGAUCUUAUUAAGGAAAUUUCCACUCAACAUCAGAAUUUGCGAAAUGAAGAAGCCGUAAUAAAAUCUGCCACUGGCCCAGCAGAACCAGAGGAUGAUGAAGACGAAGAAGAUGACGAGGAGGAGGAAGAAGAGGAUCCAUCAUCACCUUACAGCAAGCUUGAGGUAAUUGCAGAUCCAACUGUACCGAUACCAAAGAAGGGGUUGUUCAACCUUCGAUUUAUGCGCGACGCAAUAGAAACUCAGAGAGAGGCAAUGGCAAAUGGUGUAAAAGAGGCUGAGGAAGAAGAGGAAAAUGAUGAAUCUAGCGAAGAUGGAGGCGCUACCUACGACUUUAACGUUGACUUUGAUCAAGAAGGAAAUGAAUACGGAAACAAGAGAAUCCAGAAAUUGAUCAAAAUUGACAAGAAGCCAAAGGAGGAGCUUCCUCAAGUCUCGAAGGAGGAAUUAGAGCAAGCGAUGAAAGAAAUUGAUGAUCAGUUUGGUGACGACGAUUUCGAGUCCGCGGGCGAUGUACAGCUUGUAACAAAUGUAGCAUCCGUGGCAUAUGGUUCCACGAUCAUACCCUCUAGUGAUGAUACUAGAGUGGAGAAUGUAGAGUCUCCCAAGAAGGAGAAAAUUGUAACUAAAAAUGCAGAACAUGUACCUGAAAAGGGGAACUAUACAAGUCUUCCAAAGGACACGGGUAAAAGUCUAGCGAAUUAUCUUGCAGAAGAUACUAGUUUGGAUAAUUUGAUCAGCACACUAGAGGUACCGCAAGAGGGUACCGCAAACGAAAAGCUGGUCAAGGAGCUCUUUGUGACUAGACCCGAUGAGGAUAACUAUCUACAAGACUCCUCAGACGAUGAAAAGGAAGAGACUGGAACAUCUAAAAUGUCCGGUUGGGGAUCAUGGACCGGCUUUGGUAUUGAUAAAAAGAAGAAAGUUGAAGAAGAAAAAAAGGAAAAGAAAAAGAGUCUAGUCAAGGUGACCAAGAAAAAGGACCCCAAAGUUGCCAAGUACUUUAUUCACAAUCUCCCUCACCCAUUCAAUAAUCGCCACGAGUAUAAUAGCAAGAUGGAGAUUCCGCUGGGUCCUGAGUGGAACACAAUGAACAUGCACGAAAAGCUUACUGAGCCAAAGGUAUCGGUCAAAGUUGGCUCUGUUGUCAUGCCACUGGGACUUGGAAAAAAGAGCCAUAAGCAGCUACUUCACGACUAUGGCAAGAGAAUCAUCAAAAAUCGCACUAGAGCUAGACUUUGA
This is a messenger RNA of Theileria equi strain WA, 2244 nucleotides long. RefSeq lists its product as hypothetical. Gene Ontology annotation, biological process: rRNA processing. The coding region runs from base 1 to 2244 and encodes 747 amino acids. Gene Ontology annotation, cellular component: small-subunit processome; nucleolus. Lineage: Eukaryota; Apicomplexa; Aconoidasida; Piroplasmida; Theileriidae. The record is from RefSeq and is a predicted model, not a curated record. The transcript has 5 exons.